This is a messenger RNA of Cryptomeria japonica (Japanese cedar), 1460 nucleotides long. Its product is annotated as rac-like GTP-binding protein ARAC3. Gene Ontology annotation, cellular component: cell cortex; plasma membrane; cytoplasmic vesicle. The record is from RefSeq and is a predicted model, not a curated record. The transcript has 7 exons. Gene Ontology annotation, biological process: actin filament organization; cortical cytoskeleton organization; regulation of actin cytoskeleton organization. NCBI's taxonomy places the organism in Eukaryota, Viridiplantae, Streptophyta, Pinopsida, Cupressales, Cupressaceae. Gene Ontology annotation, molecular function: protein kinase binding; GTPase activity; GTP binding. Bases 317 to 913 code for a protein of 198 amino acids.
CCUUUAUUACUUAUUUCCCAAGCCUCGUCUCGUCAUCAUAUAAAACAUUGGACAGCACCGUAUAAUCGUGGUGUACAAGCGUUCCUUCCAUUGGAUUCAUUUGUUUUUAGCAUGUCGUAGGAUCGAUUCCCGCAGAAGCAAAAUUAAAAAAAAGGUUAGGGAGAUGAAUAAAGAAUUGCCAUGAUUAAUGGGGUUUAUGUUAGGACCAUAAAGAGGAGGGGACCUGCGCUUCCGAAGGCUUAUGUUUCGUUUUCGUUAAUUAACAGAAUGAUGAAGUGAGAGCAUUUAUCAGAGAGACAGAUUCUAUUCCUCAGAGAUGAGUACCUGCAAGUUCAUAAAAUGUGUGACUGUUGGAGAUGGAGCAGUCGGCAAAACCUGCAUGCUUAUCUCAUAUACUAGCAAUACUUUUCCUACUGACUAUGUGCCAACAGUUUUUGAUAACUUUAGUGCUAAUGUUGUGGUGGAUGGCAACACAGUCAAUCUUGGCCUUUGGGAUACAGCAGGUCAAGAGGACUACAAUAGGCUGAGACCUCUGAGCUACAGGGGAGCAGAUGUCUUUCUUCUAGCAUUUUCUCUCAUUAGCAAGGCAAGCUAUGAGAAUAUCACAAAAAAGUGGCUUCCUGAGCUGAGACAUUUUGCGCCCGGUGUUCCAAUAAUUCUUGUUGGGACAAAAUUAGAUCUUCGGGAUGACAAACAAUUUUUUGCUGACCACCCUGGUGCUGUGCCAAUAAGUACAGCUCAAGGGGAAGAGCUGAAAAAGCAGAUUGGUGCUGCUGCAUAUAUAGAGUGCAGUUCGAAAACACAGCAGAAUGUAAAAGCUGUCUUUGAUGCAGCCAUCAAGGUGGUGCUUCAACCACCCAAGCAGAAAAGGAAAAAGAAAAGAAAAUCUCAGAAGUCUUGCUCAAUUCUGUGAUUUGCAAAUGAUUGGGAAGCAAGGUAUAUAUGGUUUUUUCAAUUUAUGUGAUGCAGAAUGGUUACGUGGCAACAUAGAAUACAUGAAUCUUGUGAUUUUGCUGUUCAAACAUGAGCUCUCUAAUAGAUUUGGCAAUAUGUAUUUGUCAUGAGAGCUCAAUGACAAAUCCUAGUGGUCCAUGGCACCUACUUUUGUAUGGUAGCACAUGCAUGGAGUGUAAACUGUAAUUUACUUUUCUAAUGUGAUUAUUUUUAUUGAAUUCUAUACUUAUGAUAAAGUUCUGAAUUUCCAUGGUGGUUUUGUCACCUAAAACACCAUGGCGCAGGCAUAGCAUUAUUAUUUUUAAAACUCCAGCAACCACCAGUUAUAUAUUUUUAAGGUUAUUGGUGUAAGGAAUUGAAUCUCUCAAGUCAUUUAUAGGUACAUUGUUGACCAGAGUGAAGAGGGAGGGAUUCUAUUCAUGCAAACAAUAUAAUCAUUGUUAUAAAUUGUAUGAUUUACAGCUUUUCAAUUCAAGUGAAUGAAGUUGUAUUUUACCAGAGGUGAA